CAAACCACUGUUAACGUUUUAACAGCCCAGAAGUAGAAAGAGAGGAAAACAGGAGCUCCCCGAUUCCUUCCUAAAAAAUUCUUCAACAAGUUUUGAUUUUGGGAAGGAUCCAACGAAAAUGGCUGCUUCUUCCGAGAUAUUAGGAUCUUCUUUUCUCCAACAAACUUCUUUGCUCCCUUCUUGGAACUCGCCGCUGUUCCGCCGCGAUGAACAGAGCAGGCUCUCCGUUACUCCUCCUCCGAAGCAGAGCAGGAGGAGGAGUUGCAGGGCGGUGCGGCCUCCGCUUGCGGCGGUAGUUAUCAAGGAGAGGUUCGUGAAAGUUGAGCGAGAAGAGAAGGCGGUGAAGUUUAAGGUCAGGGCGGCCGUGACGGUGAGGAGGAAGAACGAGGACCUCGGAGGCGCGAUCGCUAACCAGGUCGAUGCCUUGUGCGACAAAUUGGGACGAAGCGUUCUUAUGGAGCUCGUGAGCACCGAGAUGGACCCAGGAACGAGGAAGCCAAGGAGCAGCAACGAGGCGGAGCUGAGGGGCUGGUUUGAGAAGAAGGACGCGAAGACGGACCGGGUGGUGUACGCGGCGGAGUUCACGGUGGACUCCAACUUCAACGAGGCAGGCGCUAUCACAGUGCUGAACCGCCACCAGAGGGAGUUCUUCCUGGAGAGCAUCGUGGUGGAAGGCUUUGCCUGUGGUCCUAUCCACUUUCCUUGCAACUCCUGGGUCCAGCCUUCCCGCCUCCACCCUACCAAGAGGAUUUUCUUUUCCAACAAGCCUUAUUUGCCGUCGCAGACGCCGGCCGGACUAAAGGAGCUGAGGCAGCAGGAAUUGAAGGAGCUGAGGGGCGACGGCAAGGGCGAGAGGAAGAUCACCGAUCGAAUUUAUGAUUACGACGUCUACAACGAUUUGGGCAACCCCGACAAGGGGAUCCAGUUCGCACGGCCAGUCCUCGGAGGGGAUAAGAUGCCCUACCCAAGAAGAUUGAGGACUGGGCGAGCCCCGACAACCACUGACAAAGAUGCGGAGCGCAGGGUGGAGGAUCCGCUGCCCGUGUACGCGCCGCGCGACGACCAGUUCGAGGAGGGCAAGGUGGAGAUGAUAACGGCAGGAGCCCGAAAGGCUGUGCUCCACAAUCUCCUUCCCCUUUUAGUCGCUUCCAUCUCCCCUGAGAGCCAUGACUUCAAAGCCUUCCACGAGGUGGACAACCUGUUCAAGGAAGGCCUCCGCCUGAAGCAGAGCUUACAAGACCAACUCUUCCACAAGCUGCCGUUGGUCAGCAAGAUCCAAGACCUGAGCGAGGCCAAACUCAGAUACGAUACGCCCGACAUCAUCACCAAGGAUAAGUUCGCCUGGCUACGAGACGAUGAGUUCGCCCGUCAGACUCUGGCCGGCAUCAACCCUGUCAACAUCGAACGGCUUCAGGCCUUCCCUCCCAUUAGCAAGCUAGAUCCAGCCAUCUACGGGCCACCGGAAUCCGCUAUUAGAGAAGAACACAUCAUCAGACAUCUCGAUGGACUGUCUGUUCAACAGGCGUUGGAGGCGAACAAACUUUUCAUGUUGGACUACCAUGAUGCCUACAUGCCCUUCCUUGAUCGGAUCAAUGCGCAAGAUGGGAGAAAGGCGUACGGAACUCGGACCAUUUUCUUCCUCUCGGAGCAGGAGACUCUUAAGCCCAUCGCCAUCGAGUUGAGCCUUCCGCCUGCGCGAGUCGGCGACAGCAGGGCGAAGCGGGUGUUCACGCCGCCGGUGGACGCCACCAGCUGUUGGCUGUGGCAGUUGGCCAAGGCGCACGUAUGCUCCAACGACGCCGGCGUUCACCAGCUUGUAAAUCACUGGCUAAAGACGCACGCGUGCAUGGAACCUUUCAUAGUGGCCGCUCAUCGACAGCUAAGCGCGAUGCAUCCCAUCUACAAGCUGCUGAAACCCCACAUGAGGUACACGUUGCAAGUCAACGCCUUGGCUCGCCAGAUCCUCAUCAGCGGCGGCGGCAUCAUCGAGUCCAGCUUCACUCCGGGCCCAAUUGGCAUGGAGAUCUGCGCCGCCGCCUACCGCCAAAACUGGCGGAUCGAUCAGGAGACACUCCCCGCUGAUCUUAUCAAAAGAGGCAUGGCGGUGGAGGACUCGACGAAGCCGCACGGCCUGAGGCUGGUGAUCGAGGAUUACCCGUACGCCAGCGACGGCCUGCUUCUGUGGUCUGCAAUCGAGGAGUGGGUGAAGAGGUACGUGGCGGCGUACUAUCCGGACGCGGAGAGCGUGCUGUCAGACUUCGAGCUGCAGAGCUGGUACGCGGAGGCAGUCAACGUGGGGCACGCGGACGUGCGGUAUGCGCCGUGGUGGCCGAGGCUGUCGAGCCCCGGCGAACUUAGCUCCUUCCUCACCACCGUCGUCUGGCUCUGCUCCGCCCAACACGCCGCCCUCAACUUCGGCCAGUACCCGCUCGGGGGCUACAUCCCCAACCGCCCGCCCCUUCUCCGGCGGCUCGUCCCCACCGAGGGGGACCCCGAGUACGAGCACUUCCUGUCCGACCCGGCCAAGUUCUUCCUCGCGUCCUUACCGAGCCUGACGCAAACGACGACGUUCAUGACGGUGAUCGACACGCUGUCGACGCACUCGGUGGACGAGGAGUACCUGGGGGAGAGGCCGGACCCGUACACGUGGACAGGGGACGCCGAGAUGGUGGAGGCGUUUCACGAGUUCGCCGCGAAGGUGCGGCGGGCCGAGGCGGAAAUCGGGCGGCGAAACGCCGACCCAGACAGGCGGAACCGCUGCGGCGCCGGCGUGCUGCCGUACGAGCUUAUGGCGCCGACUUCGGGACCGGGGAUCACGUGCCGAGGUGUGCCCAACAGCGUCACGAUUUGACCCAAUUGUCCAAAUUAUUCUUUUAUUUAAUGGACGGUACCACUUGAAACCAGAGCAGUUACCAUGUGGUCCUACUUUAUUAAGAUUCCUUGUGCAGGGCGAAAAUCAUGCUUGCCAAUUCACAACGUGUUGAGCAGCUCCACCGGUGGUCGUUGUAUUAUUUCCCAUUGUCAUUUGCAUCAAGCACAAUCUUAACGUGUACAUUUUAUUGAAAGGAAUCUCAUUGGACUUGUUCUGCUAAA
This is a messenger RNA of Zingiber officinale, 3093 nucleotides long. Its product is annotated as putative lipoxygenase 5. NCBI's taxonomy places the organism in Eukaryota, Viridiplantae, Streptophyta, Magnoliopsida, Zingiberales, Zingiberaceae. Bases 119 to 2851 code for a protein of 910 amino acids. Gene Ontology annotation, biological process: lipid oxidation. Gene Ontology annotation, molecular function: oxidoreductase activity, acting on single donors with incorporation of molecular oxygen, incorporation of two atoms of oxygen; metal ion binding; protein binding. The record is from RefSeq and is a predicted model, not a curated record. The transcript has 8 exons.